Molecule: messenger RNA, 1164 nt
Organism: Mycotypha africana
Lineage: Eukaryota; Fungi; Mucoromycota; Mucoromycetes; Mucorales; Mycotyphaceae
Product: peroxisome membrane protein
Exons: 5
Coding region: 1-1164 (387 amino acids)
Biological process (GO): peroxisome organization
Cellular component (GO): peroxisomal membrane
Source: RefSeq, a predicted model, not a curated record
AUGGAUUAUUUGAAAUCAUAUGAAAACUUUUUACUAAAGAAUGCAUCACAAAUAACGAGCAUCGAAUCUUCUCUGCGAUCCCUCACCUAUUUUUUACCUGGUCGCUUUCAUGACGCAGAACUCGCCUCUCAAGCACUCUAUGCUGCUAUCAAUUUAAUAGGACUCUAUCAUAAUUCAAUUUUAAGAAGAGCUGCUCAAGCCUAUGCCAAAGAAGAAGGUCAGACAGGCGAUGGCUUUCUAUUAGAAGAAUCCAACUUUAAUAAAUACAUUCAUUUUUGGUCCAACAAGUCAAAACUCAAUGCCACAGCUUCCACCGCCCUGUCCGUUCUAUCUUAUACUCAAGUUUUGUUGGAAAUGGCAGUAAUGAAGAAGUUUGGAAAAAAGAAACAAUGGGAACUCAUCGCCACUUUAGAGAUGAUCAAAGUUGUGUUAAGAUUGACUUUAUACCAAACAACAGGUCAAAGAAUGACUUUGCAACCAACCCAUUCAGAAAGAGAAAUCGAUCCCACCAGCCUCCAACAACAACAGGAACAAUCAUCACAGCAGCAGCAGCAGUACCAGAAAAGUCAUUACGUCGGACAGAGAACAGGCAUAUGUAUACCUUCUUUAUCAGAUACCAUCGAAUUGAAUCAAAAUCACUUCAUGUCUUCCGGACGCAAACAUCAUCCAUCGACCCACUCAACAGCAGCCUACACAGAUGUAACAGACUAUCUCUUGUCCAAAGUAUUGACACCAGAAAAAUUACGUAAACCAGAUCAAAUGGUACAAAUACAAAAGAAUUUAUCCAAGUGGGCCGAAGUACUCUACAUUUUCAGGCCUUUGAUCUAUGUAUUAUGUAUUUUACGUUACGGCAAGAGAUCAUGGAAACCUUGGUUCAUUUCUUUCAUAGCUGAAAUAGCCUCCCAAAUCGCUUUGAAAAAGGGUUAUGAUCAUGCAAAUCAACGUAUGAUGCCCUUAGAACGUCACGAAUAUAUGCGAAGAGGUCAACAAUUGUUACUGUUGAAUGUGAUGCGGGGUGCAUUUUAUAUGAAAUGGACGAGACCUCGAUUAGAACGUCUCUGUAAUCGCCUGGAAUCAAAGCCUUUACUGUCUAUCGCAUCCAAUGUGUUGCGUGAUUAUCUACCUCUAUGGGAGCAGAUUUAUUUCUAUACUUCAGCUUCUUAA